Melampsora larici-populina 98AG31 is the source of this 3405-nucleotide messenger RNA. RefSeq lists its product as uncharacterized. The coding region runs from base 1 to 3405 and encodes 1134 amino acids. The record is from RefSeq and is a predicted model, not a curated record. The transcript has 12 exons. NCBI's taxonomy places the organism in Eukaryota, Fungi, Basidiomycota, Pucciniomycetes, Pucciniales, Melampsoraceae.
AUGGCCUCCUUUCUUUCCGUUCUUACCCACCAGUCACUCUCAGAAGGCUCAAUUGGCUUGACAGCUCUCGCCGAACGCACAAUGUCCCUGGUCAUCCUGCGUACGGCCCCUGGCCUUCACGAAGGCUCACCCCAACCAAUUACCCCUUUCGACAUGGCCAGAUUCAUGUUAUCGUCUCUUGCUGUUCCUCCUCAAUCGUAUGACCCUGACAGUAGACCCAUCUCGGUGUUCAACUGCCAUCAAGUUCUUCAAUUGUUCCGUUCUUAUCAAUUUUCAAAAUUAUCUCAUUUUGAUCAAUUAUAUCCCUUAGACCAGUUCUUAUCGUUCUACUAUCUCUACCACUACCUCACCUUUUCAUCAUCUGAAUCUUUUUCGGAAACUCAAGUCAUCAUGUCUGAUAUUCCAAGCCCGCGUUCUGUCACCCCUGAACCAGAUGAGGUGAUACCUCUCCCAACUCAAAGCGAUGCUCAGACGACUACGUCGGUCACACAUGUUUCCGAAACUCCUCCACCCAGCCCUACGAAAUUGAAGCGACGUCCUCCCAAGAAAACUGGCAAGAAGUUCAAGUUACUGGUUCCAGCGUCGGGUGAACUGGUCACUUACAUUGAUCACGGAACCACUCGGGAUCCUCAAGGCUAUCCUCUUUACCCAAAUGGCGACACGGUCUUCGUUCGAGAGCCUCAUGUCAACAUCACCAAUUUUGGGCAUGUCGCCUACACUCACACGCAAAAGACAAAAGGCAUCAAGGAUGGUCCUUGGAAAACCAUUUGGUAUGCCUGCCUUGGCGUCCUCCGCUGUGACGACGACUUUUGUGCGUACGCGGCGCCUCCACCAACAGCUGAAGGGAAGGCCGCCGAAUACAUCAAAGAGAAUCCUGUGUGCCCAGCAGUCGAGUGCAGCGGGACUCAUAUUUGGACUCAAUGUCCAGGCACGAUCUGCCGAAUCGACAUUCAGAAGGACACUGGGUGGGGUGUCCUUUGUCAUUCUGGAUUCCACGCGCACCCCUGGCCUGCCUCGAAGAAGGCCAACCCCUUGGCGAUGCUCGACCUCACUCAAGAGGUGGUCAAGAACCCGAAGGCGGGGCCUUUGGUUCUGAAAGUUGGGCAGGCUGGCGCCGGCCAGACCAUUACCCCUCCGGUCGUCGAUAUUCAUCCAGCCUUCGCUAACGGCGGCCGUUUAGCAUACUUACGUCGAAAGGUUUUGGUCGAAAAAGGUCUCAUCCCGGAAAAGGAAAGUAAAGGCGGCGGGGACCGGCUAAUUAUGGACCUAAUGCAUUGGGGCAACGAGAUCCUCCACCGGUGGAUUCCAAUCCAACUGACGUGGAUGUGGGGCCUCGAGGAAAGCCACUACCGAGCUCACUUCUUGACUCUCUUGCAACAAAUUCAAGCCGCCGACCUUACUUACCACGAGCGCGAUCUACUGGUCCAACAGGUAGUUGACUUUUCCACUGCCCAAAAGAAAGGAUUUGUCUCGGCCUACAUGGACAUAUUUCAAGAACACGACCCUGCGAAAGCUCUGAGCAAACUCAAAGGCUGCCACGAGCACUACCGCCAGUCAAUCACUCGCAUCAAGAAGAAUCACAAUGUGGUGGACGCGAGUCGUGUGGGCGAGUUCGAACGCCUGGCUCUCGAUCUUCUCGAACCGAAUCAACCUGGCAACCUCACCCUCAUUGAGAAGUUUGGCCAAAUCGCACGACUGUUUCCUAAAGCGAAGCCUUGGAUCGAUUGGUGGAACACGGCUGAUAUUCACAGCAUAUUAUCCGGACACUACGAACGGACAAGAGUCCAUGCAUCGACAGUAUUACAUAUUAACCCCCUCAAUGUUACAGAUCCGGUCACUGUACCAUCAUCCAGGGAUUCAUCCAAUUGCUACUUUUCGCCGAAUCCCUCAAAAGGGACUUCAACAACGUUCUUCGAGGCAUCUCUGUCAAGUAUGGUAACAGCUGGGAAUCGGUGGUCGAAACAAUGGGAUGGUCAAAAGAACGGACUCGUUGCCGGCCAGAGUCUUACUCGGCCGGGACGGAACCUGGAAAGCUCAAUCGAUGUUGGGAAACAUCCACCUUGGAGGCAUUGUAUCCCACCUUCUCGCCUCUGUGGAUUGUGGGGUCCAAGGGCAAGGUCCGUUCUUACUCGUGGCCUCAAAUCAGUUCAAAGUGCCGUUCAGAACAUUUCGCCUGACUCCUUUGUAACCGACUUGUUCUGUUCGGCCGACUUGUUCAUGGAGUAUCUCCUCAUGGCGAAACGCAACCGUCCUACCUCUGCCGGACGCCAAUUUGCUUACAAAUUUAACCUCCGAUGCUGCACCACGUGCCGCACAGACCAUACUCAACAUUCGACGUCGGCUGAAGCGAAUGACGGGACUGACGAGUUAACCAUGGGCGAAACGGACGACAUACCUCGCUUGUACGAACGGUGCCGUCUCGAUUUUACAGAACAGCCGAUGAAUGUGUACUUCCAUCUUCGAGGUGUGGCUGGCCUCACCGAAGACGAUCGUAUCAGCUUCAUGGGGGAAAUGAAUUGGCCUGAGAGUUUGGUUCUCAAUGGUGUCUCGUACGAAAUCGUGUCAAGGGGUUUCUGGGGGUACCACCAUUACUGGAGCAAGGUGGUGAGGCAUGUGGAUGGUGUCCGGGGAGUUUGGUUCUUCGACGAUCGCAAAGACGACGGCCGUGCUCAGCUUCUCGGUCGAGAACUCUCGUUAAUUGCGGGGCCACAACCUUCAACGAGUUGGCUUAUAUAUUCUCGCAAACCUAUGCCAAGCGAACAGAAGAUCAUUGACCUUGGCAUAGCCAAGAUCAGCUCGAAGAAUCCUGAUGCCCAGGGGGAUUUACCUUUCCUUUCGCGACAGGAGUUGGAAGACGUCGAGGACAUCGAAGAAGACUUACCAGCCCUAUUUGAACCGCCCUUGAUUGAACCGCCCUUGCGUACGGUGACCAGCGGGAAGGUCCAAAGUCAGCCCCCGGUGAAUGCUGCCAAGCUUGCCUUUACAUCAGCAGCAUCUCCAGCUGUUGAUGAACUGGAGCCAUUCAAACUAAGUCAACCCGUGGGCUCUCAUGCGGGUUUGCAAAUUGAUAAAGCGAAAGAGGCAUUCAAGCGCGCUGAGAAGUGUCCUUUGUCUUCAGCUCCUCCCACAGUGAUGAGACGCGAGGAGGAGGAGGGGGAGGAUAGCACGGUGCCCGCCUCCCAGCCCGAAUUGACGAAAGGCUGCGUGAAGGGACCGUUGAGUGUCCGCCUGCGUUUGAACAAGCGCCAGAAAUCACAGUCUCCGUCUCCUCCAAAGGCGAAGGCAAAGAAGAAGGCCGCGAAAGGUAAGAGGGGUUUGGACGUGGUCAAGGAAGAAGAUGUUGUGGAGGAGGGGGAGAAGGUCCAGGUCGUCCCUAAGGCAACUAAAGGGAGAAAGAAAAAAUGA